UAAGGAAUAAGCUUGUAGUAAUAAACGAAACGAAAAUGACUUUAAACAUAGUGGGUACAGCAUUGAUCCUGUUGGCUACAGCACUAUGCAUGGUUGUAGCUCAACAGCAAUACGUGCCAGCAGCUGUCUACAUCCCGACCUUCCAAGGGAACCAGAGCUAUUAUUAUCCAGUACAUGCAGGACCACCCAGAAACAGCAGCUACAACAGCACCUACAGGACUAAUGGCAGCUAUCCAGCUAAUUACAACGGAAGCCUGGAUGGACACUUGUUUUCUGGGCAUAUCCAGCUGUAUGAUAGGCUGCUGUUCAACCAGGUUUACCGCAAAGAAUCUAGAUGGUGGUCGUCCAGAGACAAAACCAUUGACUACCCCCAGGCAGCUCCCGCAGGAUACACCAGGAACGAAGUGAUUUCAGCCAUAAGAAUCUACAAUCAAUUCCUGGAUGGGAAUUCAGCCAGAGCCACCAUCCUCAAGGGUGGGGUAGGCUAUCAGUACGUGAACAUCCUGUUGGAGUCCAAGUGGGGCAAGGGCUUCCAGUAUUUGGUCCAGAUCUACGGCCACUAGUGCCAAAAUAAACCACUAAAGAACUAGA
Anthonomus grandis grandis is the source of this 591-nucleotide messenger RNA. RefSeq lists its product as uncharacterized. Bases 36 to 563 code for a protein of 175 amino acids. The transcript has 3 exons. NCBI's taxonomy places the organism in Eukaryota, Metazoa, Arthropoda, Insecta, Coleoptera, Curculionidae. The record is from RefSeq and is a predicted model, not a curated record.